Pundamilia nyererei is the source of this 2037-nucleotide messenger RNA. RefSeq names its product cytohesin 1 interacting protein (gene cytip). The record is from RefSeq and is a predicted model, not a curated record. Bases 40 to 1245 code for a protein of 401 amino acids. Gene Ontology annotation, molecular function: protein binding. The transcript is spliced from 8 exons. Lineage: Eukaryota; Metazoa; Chordata; Actinopteri; Cichliformes; Cichlidae.
GGUUUACCACAGCUAUCACAUGAUGUGGAUUUCCGCUUGAUGCAUUUGCUUUUGGCUGCACGGCAGGGCAGGACCACACAAUCGCUGAAGAGCUGCUGCAGCAGGACACGAUGCUGCUUUGAGGACUAUUCUACCAUGCACUCCAUCAUGAAUAUCAAUGGACUUCAGCGCCAGGGCAGCCAGGAGAGUUACAUUCUGGAUAAUACCCCAAAGAAGAAAAGUUCUCUGUGGUACCGAGCUUCACUGAGGGGGAACAGUGAUCGGCACCGUCACAGCACUGGCUCACAGCCCAGAGUUUGCAAGAGGAACUCUGCAUCUCUCUGUUUGCAGUCCAAGCCGGCUUACUCCAACUCACUGGUUGAUUACACAGACCCACAACGAACCACGAUUAUUUUGGAAAAGCAAGACAAUGAGACAUUUGGUUUUGAAAUUCAGACUUACGGGCUGCAGCUGAAAAACAGCCCUGCAGUGGAGAUGUGCACGUUUGUUUGCAAGGUGAACGAGGACAGUGUUGCUGAGAGUGCUGGCCUGACCGCAGGCGAUAUAAUUGUCACGGUCAAUGGCGUCAGCAUUGAAGGCUCAUCUCACCAGUGCGUGCUUGAUCAGAUAAGAAAAUCCACCAACUGUCUAAAACUAGAGACUGUUUGUGGGAAUAUAGUGAAGCAGAUAGAGUUGGAGAAGAAGAUGGACGCCCUCAAGCAAUCACUACGUGAGAAAUUGGUGGAGCUGCAGGGCCUUAAUUUACAGGAAAAGCGUCUAAUGCGAGGUAAUUUAAACGACAGCAGUCUCGACCUCCUGAUAGACUCCACAGCUAUUUUGAGCUCCCCCAUCAGGCGCUUGGGCCGGCGUUUUUCCAGUGACAGCAGCUACAGGAGUGUGAUGACAGAUGAUAGUGACCAAGCCAGUGUGUUUGGGGACGUGAUCUCACCCUGUCCCAGCAGUGCAGCCAGCACCACAGAUGAUAACUGCUUCUUCUCCAAAGACUUUCCUUCGCAAGACAGCUCUUCAGCUCACACAUCGAGCUCCAGCAAUCACCACCAACCUCUUGGCCGCUCCAGCAGCUCCAGUUUGGCCGGCAGCACCAGCUCUCUGUCUCCAUCCUGGGAGGAAACAAGGAUCUCGUCCUUGUUUGGAACCCUGCCCAGAAGAGGCAGGAGAACCAGUGUCCGCAAACACAUUCUCAAGUUAAUUCCUGGACUUCAACGAUCAGUUGAAGAGGAGGAGAUGGGAACAAACACUCAGUGAUUCGCUUUCCAAAUGCUCCUUGUGUCUAUUCAGUAUUAAGUGUUGGUAAACAGGGUCUGUCAAGUUCCUAACACAUUACAAAUAGAAACAGACAAUGCAAUCAAGUGUUUCGCCACACUUAAAAGCCUGGGUUAACCCUUCAUGGGAAUGCAAACAAGUUGGACACUUUUAUACUGUAUGCAUUUACCCCUAUAGUUCCUGCCUGGCUCGCUUGCUUGGCUUUAACUUGUGGCACAAAAGCAUUACAAAAACAAAUGCAGGCUGAAUGAAUGUAAACUGAACAGACUGUAAAGUGUGACAGAUGAAAUUAUAUAUCCUACUUACUUGAAUUCAUUUUUUGUCAUAUUCACAGAUUGUGAUGAGCAUUAAUCGAUUUAAGUCGCAGCAACUGUAUCAAUGUAGCCAACUUCAAAAUUUAAAACAAACAUGUAACCUAAAGCACAUGAGAAGACAUAAAUCACUUAUGACAUAUUCAGGUGCUCAAAACCAAAGCCAAGCCUCUACGCCCUAUAGAUAGCUGCUCAGCUCAAAAACAGGAUGUGGGUAUGAGAGUACUACUUAAGUGCUUUCAUUUCCAAAUUGUUUUUUCCGACUGUGUAUAAGUUUCUUUCAGUAUUCAGAAACACUGAAAGUAACAAUUUCUUGUAAAUUGUUGAAAUUGCUGUAAAAAUGUAUCAUUUAUUUUCUGUGGCAAGAGUGUCAUUAAUGUCGAUGAUCCACAGUCUUUUUUCUUUUGUAAAUAAAAUCAUGAUGUACAGAAAAUUCUUAACGAACAAUAAACUUUUAAAGAUG